This is a messenger RNA of Rangifer tarandus platyrhynchus (Svalbard reindeer), 417 nucleotides long. NCBI's taxonomy places the organism in Eukaryota, Metazoa, Chordata, Mammalia, Artiodactyla, Cervidae. The record is from the annotation of a GenBank genome assembly.
AUGGUUUUCUGUAAAGAUCGGCCUCUGGCACGAGAGACGACGGUCUUGACUCUGUCCUUGAUUUUCUGUGUGCUGAGUGGCCUGUUUCCCCAUCAUACCAAUAAUUCGAAUCACCUCCGAGUCCUAGGCUCUUUCUGCCCCUCUCACUCGCCCGUGGUUUGUAGAGGUGAAUUGCUGAAAUGGCCUCUUCUGGGCCUGGCCUUGUGCCCGGACAUCAAAAUGACCAAAACAGCCCCAGACCUAUCCCUCACCCAUAGUCCAGUGGGAGAUCAGAUAGUGACAGAGCAGAGCGGGUCGGGCCUGGUCUGGGAGAAACGGAGAGGAGUUAGGGCCAGGAGGGGGGACGCUCAGGGCCCCGGAGGACCCAACUGGAGACUGAGCGCUCUAGACUUGCCCUGGAGGGUGAUGGAGUUUUGA